Molecule: messenger RNA, 1182 nt
Organism: Prunus dulcis (almond)
Lineage: Eukaryota; Viridiplantae; Streptophyta; Magnoliopsida; Rosales; Rosaceae
Product: GDSL esterase/lipase At5g14450-like
Exons: 5
Coding region: 1-1182 (393 amino acids)
Molecular function (GO): hydrolase activity, acting on ester bonds
Source: RefSeq, a predicted model, not a curated record
AUGUUUGGUGUGGUGAAAAUGGAGAGGGUAAGAUUAUUUGUUGUUGUUGCCAGUAUUUUGGUUAUGUGUGUAGUGAGGAGGGUGGGAGGUGAAGAGGUGGCAGACACAUUAUCAGCCUGUGAUUUUCCAGCAAUUUACAACUUUGGAGACUCAAAUUCAGACACGGGUGGUAUAUCUGCUGCAUUCUACCCAAUGGCAUCACCCUGUGGUGAAACUUUCUUCCACAGACCAGCUGGCAGGGGUUGUGAUGGCCGUCUGAUGAUUGAUUUUAUUGCAAAGCACUUGGGAUUGCCAUACUUGAGCCCAUAUUUGGACUCACUUGAGAGCAAUUUCAGACAUGGUGCCAAUUUUGCUACCGGAGGGGCAACCAUCAUCCGGUAUAAUGAAUCCUGGUUUCAGAAUGGUGUGAGCCCCUUUUCUCUUGACAUCCAGAUUGCUCAGUAUCAACAGCUCAAGUCACGUACCACCAGUCUUUACAACCGAGCCAAGAAACAACCCCACAGAUUCCCAAGAGUUGAUGACUUCUCAAAGGCUCUUUACAUUUUUGAUAUAGGACAAAAUGAUGUAGCUGCUGGUAUUCGGAAAAUGAGUGAUGAACAAUUUCAAGCACAAAUCCCAGACAUCAUUAACCAGUUGGCUACAGCCAUCCGAAAUUUGUAUGAUCAAGGGGCAAGAACAUUCUGGAUACACAACACUGGUCCCAUUGGGUGCUUGGCAGUGACCUUACACUACCUCCAUAAUCCGAGCCCUGACUAUGUUGACCGCCGUGGUUGCGUCAAGUUUCAAAACGACAUGGCUAGACAGUUCAAUAGGGCGCUCAAGCAGAAAGUGUUCCAACUAAGGAAGGAGCUCCUCCUUGCUGCAAUAACACAUGUCAAUGUCUUUGCUGCAAAGUAUAAACUUCUCAGCAAUGCAAAGAAGCAUGGAUUUCUGGACAAGACAAGGAUCUGCUGUGGAUAUCAUGAAGGUAGCAACCAUGUGUAUUGUGGGAAUAAGGGAAUCAUAAAUGGCACUCAAGUAUAUGCUGGUUCAUGUGAAGAUCCUUCCUUGUAUAUUAGCUGGGAUGGUGUACACUACACUGAAGCUGCAAAUCAUUGGAUUGCUAAUCAAUUAAUCAGUGGUUCAUUCUCAGACCCACCACUUCCAAUCACAAAUUCAUGCCAUAGGCUUCAACCUCUGUAG